CGCUGUUAGGUGAAGCUCCGCCCCCUCCGCUGUGAUUGGGCGGUCGGUCGGCAGCGGCGAAGGGGAGUGAGAGGUCAAGAUGGCGCCCUUGCGGACAGUGAAGGGUUUGGUCGGAUUGGUGACAGGAGGGGCUUCUGGACUCGGCCGAGCAACUGUUGAGAGGCUGGUGCAGCAAGGAAUGAGAGCCGUGAUUGUGGACUUACCGACAUCGGAAGGAGCCAGUGUAGCCCAGGCACUGGGCGAGAAUUGUGCUUUUGCACCAACCGAUGUCACAUCAGAGGCAGACGUCAAAAGUGCCGUGGCCCUAGCGAAGGAGAAAUUUGGUCGCCUGGACAUCGCAGUGAACUGCGCAGGCAUUGCAGUGGCAGUGAAAACCUACAACUUCAAGAAGGACAUUCCUCACAGUCUCGAGGACUUCCAGAGAGUGAUCAAUGUAAACAUCGCAGGAACCUUUAAUGUGAUUCGCCUAGCUGUCGCCGAGAUGGGCAGGAAUGAACCAGAUGCAGACGGUCAGCGGGGUGUAGUUGUGAACACAGCUAGUGUGGCCGCCUACGAUGGACAGGUCGGACAGGCAGCUUAUUCAGCCUCUAAAGGUGGUAUUGUGGGCAUGACCCUUCCCAUUGCCCGGGACUUGGCACCACAAGGGAUCCGAGUGGUCACCAUCGCACCAGGCCUGUUCUCCACCCCGCUGCUGGCUGGCCUCCCUGAGAAGGUGCAGACCUUCCUAGCCCGUCAGGUUCCCUUCCCCAGUCGCCUGGGUGAUCCGGCUGAGUACGCCCACCUGGUACAGGCCAUCGUGGAGAACCCCAUGCUCAACGGGGAGGUCAUCCGACUGGACGGUGCCAUCCGAAUGCAGCCCUAGGUGGGGAGGGGGGCGGAGGGGGGCAGAGUGUGAGGGAGAGGGAUGCGACGCUGGUCCCUCAGACAAACGCUGACUAUCCGCAGGCUGAUGCUGCCAGGGACUGCCCACCAUCCAUGCCUUCAAACUUUCCCCCUCCCCCACCGCUAAUAGGCAGGACCCUGUCCCUUGUCGGGUCAUACGGAUUACACACUGUGUUCCUUCUGUGCCAGCCCACUGCCUCAAGACCUGGGGGUGGGGUGGGGCAUCCCAAGGGGUUGGGCCCUGUGAGAGGAGCGGAUCAUGGCUGCUCGAUAUCCAUGGGGUCUCUGAGCGACUGACCCGUCCCGGGAUUAACCUGACCACCCUCUCUGAGAUCCGCAGCCUUCCUUGCCGCUGCGCGGGAUCGCAACGUGGGAGCCCACCCCCAUCUGCUGAUCGACCGUGUGGAUGUGCGCAGAGAGUGGGGUUGGUAAAUGUGAUGGAUCCCCCACAGCGGGGUACUGUGUACUGCUUUUCCCCGAGCUGCGUGUCUAAGUCAGUGAGCGUGCACGGGUUGGCCGAGGAGGGUGGAUGGUCAGUCGUGUCAAAACGGUUGAUUCCAGUUUCGGUACAGAAAUCGCUGGAGGAACUCAGCAGGUCUUUGGAGAGAGAGAGAGAGAGAGAGAAAGCAGAGUUAACAUUUCAACUCUUCUCUUUAUUUCCCUUUCCCUCUGCCUCACCUCCAAGUGAGUUCCUCCAGCAAUAUCCGUCCUUUUAUUUCUGCUCUGUGGCUCUCUGUUUGAUUCCGGUGUAUAAAUACAUUGCAAUCAGUGUGUGAGGGUGGGGCAGGGGCACGGGAGCUGCUGUAAUCUGCGCUCGCUCCCUGCUGCCUUGCUGAGGCCCAAGCAUUGAAUUCCCUCUCGGCGGGGCCCUGAGCCUGACCAGACUCUCGAAGGUUAAUCAUCGUGUGGUUCUCUGAUUAAACAGUGAUGGGAUUGUC
Messenger RNA from Chiloscyllium plagiosum (whitespotted bambooshark), 1820 nucleotides. NCBI's taxonomy places the organism in Eukaryota, Metazoa, Chordata, Chondrichthyes, Orectolobiformes, Hemiscylliidae. The record is from RefSeq and is a predicted model, not a curated record.